UCACUUUUUUUUUUCUCUCCCAGUCCUCCUCACAAGGCGCUCUUUAAGCCCCGGUGUUGCCACACAGAGCAGCCAUUCAUCGGCUCUACAGUCAGCCACACACACUCCUAUGUCGAACCACUGGACAUCUAAAUUGGUGUGACCGCUUUUGCCCGGACGGAAGAAUCGGACACUUUCACGCAGCAGAAUGGCUUUACCCGAGAAGAGUCAGCAAUAAGUGGCCCUGUCCAAGACCCCGGAACAUCCUCUACAAUUAAGACGAAUCAACCGCGCAGAAUAGUUUGGAACGUCGUUUUACAUAACGUUUAAUAUUAAUAUUAAUAAAUAAAUCAAUAAAAAAUGUCCGGCGAGGAGCACAGCCUGUCCGAGGCGGAACUGAGCCCCGGGGGGUCGGACGACGGUCACUCCCUGUCACCGACUCGCCCGGGAGCGCCGACCCGCCAGGGCUCACCUCUCAGCGGGCCGCCGCAGCAGCUGACCUCGCUCUGCGUCGCGGACGGCGGCGAGGAGGACGCAGGCGACGCGGUCAAGUCGGAGAUGGAAGACGACCGCUUCCCGAUCGGCAUCCGGGAGGCGGUCAGCCAGGUGCUGGACGGAUACGACUGGACACUCGUGCCGAUGCCGGUGCGCGUCAACAACGGAAACAAAGCCAAGCCCCACGUCAAGAGGCCCAUGAACGCCUUCAUGGUGUGGGCGCAGGCGGCGAGGAGGAAACUGGCCGACCAGUACCCCCACCUGCACAACGCGGAGCUCAGCAAGACCCUGGGCAAACUGUGGAGGCUGCUGAACGAGGGUGACAAGAGACCAUUCAUCGAGGAGGCGGAGAGGCUGAGGAAGCAGCACAAGAAGGACUACCCGGAGUACAAGUACCAGCCCCGGAGACGUAAAAACGGCAAACUGGCGACUGCUAGUGAGUCCGACAGCCAGGGGGAAGGGGAGGCCAGCCACUCCCAGUCCCACUACAAGACCCUACACCUGGAGCACAAUGGCGGGGCUGGGUCUCCCCUGGGAGACCUGCACCACCACCACCAUCACCACCACCAUCCUGCAGGUCAGGGUCACAGCCCACCCACGCCCCCCACCACCCCAAAGACAGAACUCCAGUCGGGGAAGCUGUCAGAUGCAAAGAGGGAGGGGGCAGCAGGAGCAGUCGGAGGGUCAGCUGGGCCCAGGGGAGGCCUCGGGGUGGGAGUUGAGGGGGCCUCUGGUGGCCCGUCCUCGUCGGGCGCCAAACCCCACAUCGACUUCGGCACAAUGGACAUCGGCGAGAUCAGCCACGAGGUGAUGUCCAACAUCGAGCCGUUCGACGUGAACGAGUUCGACCAGUACCUUCCUCCGAACGGCCACCCGCAGAGCGUAGGCGGGGGCCCCACGGCCGGCUCCUCGGCCUCCUCCUACGCCUACGCCCUAGCCGCCGCUAGUGGCCACUCGGCAUGGCUCUCCAAGCAGCAGCCGCCUCAGGCCUCCCCGGCUUCCUCCGACCCCUCCAAGGCGCAGAUCAAGAGCGAGUCUGCUGCCGGGGGCCACUACGCCGAGGCCUCGUCCUCGCCCUCCUCAGGCGCCCACGUCACCUACACCCCGCUCAGCCUCCCUCACUACGGCUCCGCAUUCCCCUCGCUGGCCUCCAGGGCUCAGUUUGAGUACGGAGAGCACCAGGCCCCCGGGGCGUACUACACCCACUCCGGCCAGGCCCCGGGGCUGUACUCAGCCUUCUCCUACAUGGGCCCUACACAGAGGCCUCUGUACACUACCAUAGGAGACCCCUCCAGCGUGGCCCCCUCUCAUAGCCCCACGCACUGGGAGCAGCCUGUUUACACCACCCUCACGAGACCUUGAGGGAGACCGGCCGAGCAGAGGGAAAUAUGGGAAGUGUGCGAGUGGAUCCGUGCGUCUGUGUGCAAAUAUGUGAGCGUGUGAUCGUGUGUGCGCGCCCGUGCCAUAUUGAUGUUACAUUAGAGGUUUUUAUUUUUUGUCUCCCCCCCCCCCCCCCCCCCCUCCGCUAAUAUAAUGCAAGAAGCAUCCACGGGGCCAAUUAGAAAUUUCAAAGAAGAAAAUAAAGAGCCACCGACUCAUACGAUAUAAAGUGUGAGUCAUGGGUCGACUGCCAAUCACAAAUGAAAAUAGGCCAUAACAAACGUGUGCCAACGUAAAUUUUAUAAGUUGGAAUGUACAGUCAUUUUGUAUACAAGACGAGUGCGACACUGGGCGGAUGUUGCAUUGAUGAGUGACUCUGAUUUGACCCAGAAACGACGGGUUUAGAUGGACAUAAUCAGAAUUUAUUAACCAAACUAAAGCAGAUGUUUUUUUCUAUGUUGAUGUUUUUGUGUUAUUUUAUAUGAGUAGUAAGUUUAUUGUCGUUGUUGAUAUUUUAGGGUGUAACGUUAUUGUGACUGAUUUGAUAAUUACACUAAUACAUCUUCACCACUGCUUUGGGAAAAGCAUGUUUUUGUUUUCAACAAGUUUCCCUGGAGUUUUGUUUUCUUCUUGUGGCCAGAAAAGGAUAGAUGCAACCUUUUUCUAUGUACAUAGCGCACUCUGUGUUUCUAUCCUUUUUAUUGCAUUGACUUCACUGAACUGAACAAUUAAGCAUUAAAGGGGAAAUAGGAAAAAGAGAGGGAAAGAGAUGUGUUUCUGCUUAACGCUCAGUCUUGGACACUUACCUCAACUCUGUUCAUUUUGUGCCAAUAGCAAAGGAGAUCUGCGACACUGGAUACCUGUGCUAAUAAUGCUGAGGGUGCUCAAGGUCUCAGAGCAGUGCUUCUUUUUGCUUUUCAAGUGCAACAUUUUUGCUGAUUUACAUCAGAUUUGUCCAAUAAUUGAGUUCAAAUCUAUAAGUGCAAAGUCUCGACCAAAUCUUUUCAGAUAAUUGGGCGGCUUUGGGUCCUACUUAAGGAUUAGAAUCACAUGUACGAGCGCUCUGCACUGCAUGUAGGCCAAAAGCAUGUUUUCGUCUUGACACUUUUUUUCUUUUCCCCAUUUUGAGCCCAAACAGCCUUGUUCCUCUUCAGCAAUGUGAACACUGGUCAUUACCACAGGCUUCCCCUCUGUACGUGACGCAUGGUUUUCAUCACUAUACUGACUGUCUCACCAUGUAGUCAUUCUUUUUCAUGUCAGUAAUAAUGUGUUGUGUUUCACCCCUUUGCUUCUUCCAUUUUCUAUAAUUCUGGGUAGUUUUGUAAAGUGUUUGCUAUACAUUCACGUGAGUAUUUUUGCUUCCAUACGAGAAAAGCAAUGUCGAGAUUUUAUUGCUGUCAUCUAUUAAAUCAAUUUAUUUAUAAAAAAAAUAA
Molecule: messenger RNA, 3287 nt
Organism: Gasterosteus aculeatus aculeatus (three-spined stickleback)
Lineage: Eukaryota; Metazoa; Chordata; Actinopteri; Perciformes; Gasterosteidae
Product: transcription factor SOX-10
Biological process (GO): peripheral nervous system development; morphogenesis of an epithelium; enteric nervous system development
Cellular component (GO): nucleus
Molecular function (GO): DNA-binding transcription factor activity, RNA polymerase II-specific; RNA polymerase II cis-regulatory region sequence-specific DNA binding
Source: RefSeq, a predicted model, not a curated record